Molecule: messenger RNA, 1108 nt
Organism: Tricharina praecox
Lineage: Eukaryota; Fungi; Ascomycota; Pezizomycetes; Pezizales; Pyronemataceae
Product: cytosolic large ribosomal subunit protein L7A
Exons: 5
Coding region: 132-914 (260 amino acids)
Biological process (GO): ribosome biogenesis
Cellular component (GO): ribonucleoprotein complex
Source: RefSeq, a predicted model, not a curated record
AUUUAGCGCUUUCACUUUACGAGAGAAUUUCCCGUUUCGACGACGACUAACGACCGCGACGACUCGACGACAAUCCCGCCCAACAAUCCUCACGACAACCACCGCGGCCACCUAACCCGACAAACUUCAAGAUGCCCGCAAAGAAGAAGGCCGCUCCCGCCCCUUUCCCCCAGAGCAAGGCUGGUGCUUCUAAGAAGACCAAGAACCCACUCAUCGAGAAGCGUCCCCGUAACUUCGGUAUCGGUCAGGAUGUUCAGCCCAAGCGCAACCUCUCGCGUUUCGUGAAGUGGCCCGAGUAUGUCCGUCUUCAGCGCCAGAAGAAGAUCCUUCACAUGCGUCUGAAGGUUCCUCCGGCGAUCGCUCAGUUCUCGAACACUGCCGACAAGAACUUGGCCACCCAGACCUUCCGCUUGUUGAACAAGUACCGCCCUGAGACCAAGCAGGAGAAGAAGGAGCGUCUCACCAAGGAGGCUGAGGCCAUUAAGGACGGAAAGAAGAAGGAGGAUGUGUCCAAGAAGCCCUACACUGUCAAGUACGGUCUCAACCACGUUGUCGGUCUGAUCGAGAACAAGAAGGCGUCUCUGGUCCUCAUCCCCAACGACGUUGAUCCCAUUGAGUUGGUGAUCUUCUUGCCCGCUCUUUGUCGCAAGAUGGGUGUGCCUUACUGCAUCAUCAAGGGCAAGGCCCGUCUUGGAACAGUCGUUCACAAGAAGACCGCUGCCGUCCUGGCCCUCACUGAGGUCCGCUCGGAGGACAAGAACGAGCUCACCAAGCUCAUCACCGCCGUCAAGGAGGGAUACAACGAGAAGUACGAGGAGCACCGACGACACUGGGGUGGAGGUAUCAUGGGCCGCAAGGCCAACGACCGCACUGCCAAGAAGCAGAAGGCGUUGGACGCUGCGAUCAAGAUCUAGAUUUUUUCUCGUUCGCAAUGAUAAUAUUCAAAAAACGGCUGCGAGUGAUGAAUCGGUGUUUCAUGGUGAAAAUUUUGCUUGGGAAUUAAAUUUCAUCGGCUGGUGUUUUGCAUACAAUGUGACUUCGCGAUUUUCCAGUGAUUCAAUCCGUCUCUCCAUCGGGCUAGCCAACCGACCAAUUGACCAAAGUUGUG